CGGCCCCAGCUGGGCCGAGCGCGCUGCCGGAGCGGAGCCGCGGUAGGUGAGGGGCCCGCAUUCCCCGCCCGCCGUGGGCGCCUCGCCUGGCACGGAUCCCGCCCGUCGCCCACUGUCGCCGCCGCCGCCGCCCGCGGGCACCAUGACCGCUCUGAGCGCUGGGGUUACAGAUGACAUAUUGAUAAUAAAAGUGCAUGGAAUUCAUAUGUCCCUUUCUCCACUGCUCAGCAAAAGAGACUGUGGUUUUGUGCUUGCUCACCAAAGCUAACCUCAGCAUGCUCAAAAGGAAGCAGAGCUCCAGGGUGGAAACCCAGCCAGUCACUGACUUCGGUCCUGAUGAAUCUCUGUCAGACAAUGCUGACAUCCUCUGGAUUAACAAACCAUGGGUUCACUCUUUGCUGCGCAUCUGUGCUAUCAUCAGCGUCAUUUCUGUUUGCAUGAACACGCCAGUGACCUUCGAGCACUAUCCUCCACUUCAGUAUGUGACCUUCACUUUGGAUACGUUAUUGAUGUUUCUCUACACGGCAGAGAUGAUAGCAAAAAUGCACAUCCGGGGCAUUGUCAAGGGGGACAGUUCCUAUGUGAAAGAUCGCUGGUGUGUUUUUGAUGGAUUCAUGGUCUUUUGCCUUUGGGUUUCUUUGGUGCUACAGGUGUUUGAAAUUGCUGACAUAGUUGAUCAGAUGUCACCUUGGGGCAUGUUGCGGAUUCCUCGGCCACUAAUUAUGAUCCGGGCUUUCCGGAUUUAUUUCCGAUUUGAACUGCCAAGGACCAGAAUUACAAAUAUUUUAAAGCGAUCGGGAGAACAGAUAUGGAGUGUUUCCAUUUUCCUGCUUUUCUUUCUACUUCUUUAUGGAAUUUUAGGAGUUCAAAUGUUUGGAACAUUUACUUAUCACUGUGUAGUAAAUGACACAAAACCAGGGAAUGUAACCUGGAAUAGUUUAGCUAUUCCAGACACACACUGCUCACCAGAGCUAGAAGAAGGCUACCAGUGCCCACCUGGAUUUAAAUGCAUGGACCUUGAAGAUCUGGGACUUAGCAGGCAAGAGCUGGGCUACAGUGGCUUUAACGAGAUAGGAACCAGUAUAUUCACCGUCUAUGAGGCUGCCUCGCAGGAAGGCUGGGUGUUCCUCAUGUACAGAGCAAUCGACAGCUUUCCCCGCUGGCGUUCCUACUUCUAUUUCAUAACUCUCAUUUUCUUCCUCGCCUGGCUCGUGAAGAAUGUGUUUAUUGCUGUUAUCAUUGAAACAUUUGCAGAAAUCAGAGUACAGUUUCAACAAAUGUGGGGAUCGAGAAGCAGCACUACCUCAACAGCCACCACCCAGAUGUUUCAUGAAGAUGCUGCUGGAGGUUGGCAGCUGGUAGCUGUGGAUGUCAACAAGCCCCAGGGACGCGCCCCAGCCUGCCUCCAGAAAAUGAUGCGGUCAUCCGUCUUCCACAUGUUCAUCCUGAGCAUGGUGACUGUGGACGUGAUCGUGGCAGCUAGCAACUACUACAAAGGAGAAAACUUCAGAAGGCAGUACGACGAAUUCUACCUGGCGGAGGUGGCUUUUACAGUACUUUUUGAUUUGGAAGCACUUCUGAAGAUAUGGUGUUUGGGAUUUACUGGAUAUAUUAGCUCAUCUCUCCAUAAAUUCGAACUACUACUUGUAAUUGGAACUACUCUUCACGUAUAUCCAGAUCUUUACCAUUCACAAUUCACAUACUUUCAGGUUCUCCGAGUAGUUCGGCUGAUUAAGAUUUCACCUGCAUUAGAAGACUUUGUGUACAAGAUAUUCGGACCUGGAAAAAAGCUUGGGAGUUUGGUCGUAUUUACUGCCAGCCUCUUGAUUGUUAUGUCAGCAAUUAGUUUGCAGAUGUUCUGCUUUGUCGAAGAACUGGACAGAUUUACAACGUUUCCAAGGGCAUUUAUGUCCAUGUUCCAGAUCCUCACCCAGGAAGGAUGGGUGGACGUAAUGGACCAAACUCUAAAUGCUGUGGGACAUAUGUGGGCACCUGUGGUUGCCAUCUAUUUCAUUCUCUAUCAUCUCUUUGCCACUCUGAUCCUCCUGAGUUUGUUUGUUGCUGUUAUUUUGGACAACUUAGAACUUGAUGAAGACCUAAAGAAGCUUAAACAAUUAAAGCAAAGUGAAGCAAAUGCAGACACCAAAGAAAAGCUCCCUUUGCGCCUGCGAAUUUUUGAAAAAUUUCCAAACAGACCACAAAUGGUGAAAAUCUCAAAGCUUCCUUCAGAUUUCACAGUUCCUAAAAUCAGGGAGAGUUUUAUGAAGCAGUUUAUUGACCGCCAGCAACAGGACACGUGUUGCCUCCUGAGAAGCCUCCCUUCCACCUCCUCCUCAUCCUGCGACCACUCAAAACGCUCGGCAAUUGAGGACAACAAAUACAUUGACCAAAAACUUCGGAAGUCUGUUUUCAGCAUCAGAGCAAGGAACCUUCUGGAAAAGGAGACUGCAGUCACUAAAAUCUUAAGCAAGAGGCCAUUACCGAGGAGCUCACCCAUUAGCAUCCGCUGUUGUCUCUACUUGGGAAGAUCACAUUGUCACUCUAGUGGAGUCAGAGCAUGCACCCGACAGCGCAUGCUGAGCGGAUCAUUCGAGGGGCAGCCGGCAAAGGAGAGGUCAAUCCUCAGCGUGCAGCAUCACAUCCGCCAAGAGCGCAGGUCACUAAGACAUGGAUCAAAUAGCCAAAGGAUCAGCAGGGGGAAAUCUCUUGAAACUUUGACUCAAGAUCAUUCCAAUACAGUGAGAUACAGAAAUGCACAAAGAGAAGACAGUGAAAUAAAGAUGAUCCAGGAAAAAAAGGAGCAGGCCGAGAUGAAAAGGAAAGUGCAAGAAGAGGAACUCAGAGAGAACCACCCAUACUUUGAUAAGCCCCUGUUCAUAGUGGGGCGAGAACACAGGUUCAGAAACUUUUGCCGGGUGGUGGUCCGAGCACGCUUCAACGCAUCUAAAACAGACCCUGUCACAGGAGCUGUGAAAAAUACAAAGUACCAUCAACUUUAUGAUUUGCUGGGAUUGGUCACUUACCUGGAUUGGGUCAUGAUCAUCGUAACCAUCUGCUCUUGCAUUUCCAUGAUGUUUGAGUCCCCCUUCCGAAGAGUCAUGCAUGCGCCUACUUUGCAGAUUGCUGAGUAUGUGUUUGUGAUAUUCAUGAGCAUUGAGCUUAAUCUGAAGAUUAUGGCAGAUGGCUUAUUUUUCACUCCAACUGCUGUCAUCAGGGACUUUGGCGGAGUAAUGGACAUAUUUAUAUAUCUUGUGAGCCUGAUAUUUCUUUGUUGGAUGCCUCAAAAUGUACCUGCUGAAUCGGGAGCUCAGCUCCUCAUGGUUCUUCGGUGCCUGAGACCUCUGCGCAUAUUCAAACUGGUGCCCCAGAUGAGGAAAGUUGUUCGAGAACUUUUCAGCGGCUUUAAGGAAAUUUUUUUGGUCUCCAUUCUUUUGCUGACAUUAAUGCUUGUUUUUGCAAGCUUUGGAGUUCAGCUUUUUGCUGGAAAACUGGCAAAGUGCAAUGAUCCCAACAUUAUUAGAAGGGAAGAUUGCAAUGGCAUAUUCAGAAUUAACGUAAGUGUGUCAAAGAACUUAAAUUUAAAAUUGAGGCCUGGAGAGAAAAAGCCUGGAUUUUGGGUGCCCCGUGUUUGGGCGAAUCCUCGGAACUUUAAUUUCGACAAUGUGGGAAAUGCUAUGCUGGCAUUGUUUGAAGUUCUCUCCUUGAAAGGCUGGGUGGAAGUGAGAGAUGUUAUUAUUCAUCGUGUGGGGCCGAUUCAUGGAAUCUAUAUUCAUGUUUUUGUAUUCCUGGGUUGCAUGAUUGGACUGACCCUUUUUGUUGGAGUCGUUAUUGCUAAUUUCAAUGAAAACAAGGGGACAGCUUUGCUGACCGUUGAUCAGAGAAGAUGGGAAGACCUGAAGAGCCGACUGAAGAUCGCACAGCCUCUUCAUCUCCCGCCUCGCCCGGAUAAUGAUGGUUUUAGAGCUAAGAUGUAUGACAUAACCCAGCAUCCGUUUUUUAAGAGGACAAUUGCAUUACUGGUCCUGGCCCAGUCGGUGUUGCUGUCUGUCAAGUGGGACGUGGAGGACCCGGUGACCGUACCUUUGGCAACAAUGUCGGUUGUUUUCACCUUCAUCUUUGUUCUGGAGGUUACCAUGAAGAUCAUAGCAAUGUCGCCUGCUGGCUUCUGGCAAAGCAGAAGAAACCGGUACGAUCUCCUGGUGACGUCUCUUGGCGUCGUAUGGGUGGUGCUUCACUUUGCCCUCCUGAACGCAUAUACCUACAUGAUGGGGGCUUGCGUGAUUGUAUUUAGGUUUUUCUCUAUCUGUGGAAAGCACGUGACGCUGAAGAUGCUCCUCCUAACAGUGGUGGUCAGCAUGUACAAGAGCUUCUUUAUCAUAGUAGGCAUGUUCCUCUUGCUGCUGUGUUACGCUUUUGCUGGAGUUGUUUUAUUUGGUACUGUGAAAUAUGGGGAGAACAUUAACAGGCAUGCAAAUUUUUCUUCAGCUGGCAAAGCUAUUACCGUACUGUUCCGAAUUGUCACAGGUGAAGACUGGAACAAGAUUAUGCAUGACUGUAUGGUUCAGCCUCCUUUUUGUACUCCAGAUGAAUUCACAUACUGGGCAACAGACUGUGGAAAUUAUGCUGGGGCACUUAUGUAUUUCUGUUCAUUUUAUGUCAUCAUUGCCUACAUCAUGCUAAACCUGCUUGUAGCCAUAAUUGUGGAGAAUUUCUCCUUGUUUUAUUCCACUGAGGAAGACCAGCUUUUAAGUUACAAUGAUCUUCGCCACUUUCAAAUCAUAUGGAACAUGGUGGAUGACAAGAGAGAGGGUGUGAUCCCCACGUUCCGCGUCAAGUUCCUGCUGCGGCUGCUGCGUGGGAGGCUGGAGGUGGACCUGGACAAGGACAAGCUCCUCUUCAAGCACAUGUGCUACGAAAUGGAGAGGCUGCACAAUGGCGGGGACGUCACCUUCCACGAUGUCCUGAGCAUGCUUUCUUACCGGUCCGUGGACAUCCGGAAGAGCUUGCAGCUGGAGGAGCUCCUGGCAAGGGAGCAGCUGGAGUACACCAUCGAGGAGGAGGUGGCCAAGCAGACCAUCCGCAUGUGGCUCAAGAAGUGCCUCAAGCGCAUCAGAGCUAAACAGCAGCAGUCGUGCAGUAUCAUCCACAGCCUGAGAGAGAGUCAGCAGCAAGAGCUGAGCCGGUUUCUGAACCCACCCAGCAUCGAGACCACCCAGCCCAGUGAGGACGCAAACGCCAAUAGUCAGGACAACAGCAUGCAACCCGAGACAAGCAGCCAGCAGCAGCUCCUGAGCCCCACGCUGUCCGAUCGAGGAGGAAGCCGGCAAGACGCGGCCGAUGCAGGGAAACCCCAGAGGAAGUUUGGGCAGUGGCGUCUGCCCUCAGGAAUGAUUACAGUAGAGUGGAGCAGUACCAAGUGGCUCAUAAGAUUCACUAAUUCCACAGCGCCAAAACCAAUAAGCCAUUCGGUGUCCUCGGUCAACUUACGGUUUGGAGGGAGGACCACCAUGAAAUCUGUAGUGUGCAAAAUGAACCCCAUGACUGACACGGCUUCCUGCGGUUCUGAAGUUAAGAAGUGGUGGACCCGGCAGCUGACCGUGGAGAGCGACGAAAGUGGGGAUGACCUCCUGGAUAUUUAGGGGCACAUCAGUGUGGAUGAAUUUCCAGUGGUGAAAACUGUUUUCUAAUAAUUUCCUUGAUUGUCCAGUGAGCAAUCUGUAAUUGAUCUAUCAUGUCAUUUCAACUUGUCAGAAGAUUUUUAUAAACUGAUUUUCGUCCUGCCAAAGAAAGGCAUAAGCUGCAUUAUGAUGGGUUACUAUCUUUGUCUAAAAAGUUUGUAUGAUGACUGCACUGAUAAUAUUAGAAACUAUACCACAAGCACAUGUAUAUCACUCAAAAAUGUCACAUAUUCUGUGUAAACUAAGGUAUAUAUUCAUAUGUGCUCUAAUGCAGUAUUAUCACCAUGCCUCAAGAGUUCUAAGCCCAAAGUGGCUGAUAUUUAUGGUACAGAGGUUACAGCUUUAGUUCACAUCUUUCCCAUUUCUGCUAGAAAUAUUUCUCUUGGAAAAAUUAUUUAUGAUUGAUCUCAAAAGGUCAGCAAUGAACUUAUGCUAAAAUGAUAGCAGUUUUACAAACUACAGAUUCUGAAUUUUUAAAAUAUCUUCUUUUUCUCACGUUACGUUUUAAAAUAUACACAAGAUAUUUGGUGACCAGAACAAGUUGAUUUCUGUCCUCAGUUAUACUAAUGACACUGUUGCCUCCUUCCAAGACAAUCGUGCAUGCGAGCACCAGGCAAAGAAACGGGCUCAGAACGCUUACUGGUUUAAAACAAACAAACCUGUAGAUAAAUAACGUGAGUGACAAGAGUUGCGCAAAGAUGUUAAGUUUCUGGAGAAGCCUCUUAAUAACUGAGUUUAGCAAAAAGAAUCAAACUAUAUAUCUCAAUUUAUUUACAAAAACAUUGUAUGUGUGAUGUUAUCGUUGGCUUCAUUUCUUACCCAAGGUGUGUCUGUUUUGCCAUAAAUCAACAGUCAUUUCAUUACGGGUUGAUCUGAACAUACUGGAUUUGAAAUGACACCUCUGUUACCAGAAUCUCCUAUGGAAAAAACAUGGUGAUUUAUUUGCAAAAUCUUACUCAGAACUCACAGGUUAGGGAUCACAUGACUUAAUCGUUUUUUGGGUUUUUUUCUUUAUAUGUCAAUGGCCCAUGUCCUCUGCGAAAACUCAAAAAGCAAAACAAUGGCAAAGUGCUGUUAGAUUUCCUGUGCUGGAUCAGCCAAGUAGAAAUGGACUUGGACCUUUUAACUAUUUUAUUACAGAUUGGACAUUUGCUGUUUAGAUGUUUUUCAACAGAGGGAUUAUCUCAGAAUCCUCUGACCUCUAGGUUGCUUUAUGAUCUAUUUUUCUCUAUUUAACAUUCCUCAGAUAGGCAAAUGGCACCUUCCUGCUGUGUCACAGAUGUAUCAUUGUGGUGGAAGUCUAUGGUGUAUGUGAUUCACUGUAACUAUGAGAUAAAGUACAACCAGUCCAUGCAGCCAAAAGGAUUGGAUUUGAUUUUAUGUUCACUUGCAGUUUACUUUUUGUACAUAAAAAUAAUAAAAUAAAUAUUGGAUUUGCAAAAUAAUUUA
This is a messenger RNA of Sapajus apella (tufted capuchin), 7127 nucleotides long. RefSeq names its product sodium leak channel, non-selective (gene NALCN). Gene Ontology annotation, cellular component: membrane. The transcript has 46 exons. Gene Ontology annotation, molecular function: monoatomic cation channel activity. NCBI's taxonomy places the organism in Eukaryota, Metazoa, Chordata, Mammalia, Primates, Cebidae. Gene Ontology annotation, biological process: transmembrane transport; monoatomic ion transport. The record is from RefSeq and is a predicted model, not a curated record. Bases 195 to 5639 code for a protein of 1814 amino acids.